This is a messenger RNA of Pyrus x bretschneideri (Chinese white pear), 1953 nucleotides long. RefSeq lists its product as uncharacterized. The record is from RefSeq and is a predicted model, not a curated record. Gene Ontology annotation, molecular function: starch binding. NCBI's taxonomy places the organism in Eukaryota, Viridiplantae, Streptophyta, Magnoliopsida, Rosales, Rosaceae. Gene Ontology annotation, cellular component: membrane. The transcript has 5 exons. Bases 148 to 1512 code for a protein of 454 amino acids.
GCUCAUUAGGAAAAAGUGACAGAGACCCCCACUAGCAAACAACCCAAUACUCUCUCUCUCUCUCUCUCUGUGGAAAUCCAGAAAGCAACAAACUUUGAGUGCAAGAGCAGCUCGGGAGGGUUGAUUCAGUGAGUCAGUGACCGAGUCAUGAGGACCCUGUCGAGUCCGAGUUCGAGGGUGGCGGCAGAGAAGAAGUGGGUCGGCGGAGAAAAUGUCUUUCUCCGCAAGCAUGAACCUUGUUUCCUCAGGCCAAAGAGAAGCAGCGAGAAUUUCCGGUUCUUGAAUUUGGUGUGUUUUCUGAAACAGAGCAAGCCCAUCAGACCACUCAUUUGCCUCUCGUCAAAAACCCAGACAGAAUUGGAGGUUGCAGAUUCUCAAAUGCAGGAAGCAUAUCAUACAAAAACUAUUCAUGUGAAAUUCCAGUUGCAGAAAGAGUGCUCGUUCGGUCAGGAGUUCCUCAUUGUGGGGGAUGAUCCUAUGUUCGGUUUGUGGGAUCCUGCAAGCGCGAUACCGAUGAACUGGUCAGAUGGGAAUGUGUGGACUGUUGAGAUGGAUAUACCAGUUGGGAAAUCGAUUCAGUUCAAGUUCAUACUAAAAGAAAGCACAGGGAAUAUCUCGUGGCAGCCUGGCCCUGAUCGGAUUUUCCAGACCUGGGAAACUAAGAAUGCGAUCACUGUUUGUGAAGACUGGGCAGAUGCUGAGCUUCAGAAAAUAAUAGAGGAAGAUCGGGUUUCAGAUGAAAGCGAUGGUUCCAAUGUUAAUGCAGAUACGUUGAUUGUGGAUGAGAACCUGACACAGCCGAAUGAUGAACUGGCUUUCAAUAUAACCAAUGAACCUACGAUCACCAAUAGUAACACUGAUCUGGCAGAGAAGCCAUUAGUGGAACCAUGGAAGGAACAAAUUGGUGCCGGAAAUGGUUCUCCUUCACAAGAAAAUGUGACCCCUAAAUGGCCAAAUGCAUACGUGGAAUCAUAUGAGGAACCAGUUGCUGCAAGAGCUGCAGUGCUUAAUGAAGAGAGAGUUAUUUUUCCGAGCGAGGAUUGUGCAGCCAUCUCAAGUAAGGAGUUGUUGGUGGCAGACAAUAUUUUCGGAAAUAAUGGUGGAGCUGCAACAGUAAUGAACCUUUCAAGCACUCAAAUCGAGGGAAGUCUAAUUAACUACGAAGAAGGUCCUGUUCUGGUACCUGGGCUGACUCCUUCACCACCUGUUCCAACUGAAGAAGCGAACAAAGAGGGCAUCGACAAACAGAUGUCUUUUGAUGGUUCGGUUGGAGCCUUUGAAGCUAAGGAUCGUAAUAUGCCAGAGCUAGAAGAGAAGCAAGAACAGUACAGUGACCUACCUCAAGAAGUAACAAAUGUGAUGAUCAACGCUAAUGAGGAGAAUUUUGACGAUGAAAUCAAGCAAACACCUCACCCUGCAAAUGAGGAAGAACAGUUCCACUCAGAGCCAGUCAAUGAUAAGGUCUUGUGCAAUGACCAACCUCAAUGUGGAAACAGCUGCCGCAAUCAAUGAUAAUGAAGAGAAUUCUGCUAAAAAGGAAGAACAGUCUGACUCAGAGGCAAUCAACGAGGUCUUGCACAAUGACAUGCAAUGGGGUCGUAAGAUGCUGCAGAACCUUCUGUCUAACUUCAGAUUGCUAUAGCAUGCACAUUGCCGAUAACCUGGGAAGAAAUUUAGGGAAAUUGAGCCUGUAACUCACCUGCUUUGUUGCUGAUGUUUUCUGGUGGCCUACAAAGAGGGGAGAGAAAGAGGCAAUCUUAUAAGCAAACUGUUAUAUGUGCAUAUGAUAUGAACAUAGUUGUUUGGGACUAGUAUUGCCACUUUCCUGUGAUGUAAGAGUGCUCUGGUUUUUGUAUUCUUUUGGUUUGGCAUAUUAGAAUUUGUUCCAAAUACAAAGUUUUGUAAAGCUUCUUCACAAUGCUGAUUUGGUAAGGAUUGGGUUGCUUCUUUCUA